Peronospora matthiolae is the source of this 207-nucleotide messenger RNA. NCBI's taxonomy places the organism in Eukaryota, Oomycota, Peronosporomycetes, Peronosporales, Peronosporaceae. The record is from the annotation of a GenBank genome assembly.
AUGGCGGUGUCGUGGACCGCAAAGAAACAGGGCGGUGUUAGCCUUUCGACCAUAAAGGCCGAGUUCGUCGCGGCGUCGGAGGUCGCGCGCGAACUCAUUGGCUUGCAUCAGAUGCUCGGAGAGGUGGGCAUGGCUCCGGUUGUCCCUAAGUUGAUGCACGUGGACAAUCAGGCAGCCAUCACCCAGAUCGAAGGAGAAGCCUCCUAG